AUGUUCACGGCGGGCGGGCGGGCGGGCGGACGGACGGACGGACACACGCACCAGCCGCACGCAGCAUCCCAGGUCAUAAAAAUUAAUACGAGCGGCAAGAGCCGCCGCAUGCAUAAGUUGGGCGAGCGCCCGGCGGCGCCGGGUGAUUUGCUGCACGGCCAUGAAAAAAUCAUCAGGCGGAUCCGGGGGGCCGCCGAGGGGCUCCCCUUAAAGCGGGGCGGCGGGCGGCGGGCACCUACCGGAGGGGCGGGCAGCACAGUGAACAGUGAUAAAUUUAAAAAAAAAAAAAAAAUUCCCACUCUCCCCCCAGCCGGCUGCCCGAGCCCCGCCGGGGACGAGAGGGAGAGGCGGCUCCGGCGAGCCGGGGAUGCGCGGGGGAUGCGCGGGAUGCGCGGGAUGCCUCCCGCCCGCCCGCCUGCCCGCCCUCCGCCCGGGCGCUCGCCGCUGUCCGCCGCCGCCUCCGCUCCGGCGCCGGCCCUCGCCUCUCGCGAAUCUAAAGCAUCGAGCAUCUCCAACGCCCAAGAAAGAGCCAUCAAUAAUAUUUUGCGCGUUUUGAGGCGAUCGCGGGCCGAGCCCAGGCGGGGUGCGGCCCGCCCGUGGCGGGCAGGGCUGGCGGGGCUGGCGGGGAGGCCGCUGUCCCCCGCCUCCCUGCUCGGGGUCCCCGCAGCGCGCUCGGCCGCUCCUGCCCCCGCCUCCGCCUCCCCGGCAGCGGCCGCAGCGCUGCGCGCCUCGGCGCGGGCGUGCCGGGAGGGCUGCGGGAGAACGAGGGAAAGCGCCCGCUUCCCGGGGAAGAGGGAAAAAAAUUAA
Messenger RNA from Onychostruthus taczanowskii (white-rumped snowfinch), 807 nucleotides. RefSeq lists its product as uncharacterized. The record is from RefSeq and is a predicted model, not a curated record. NCBI's taxonomy places the organism in Eukaryota, Metazoa, Chordata, Aves, Passeriformes, Passeridae. The transcript is spliced from 2 exons. Bases 1 to 807 code for a protein of 268 amino acids.